Ictalurus furcatus (blue catfish) is the source of this 1353-nucleotide messenger RNA. It is a transcript of the gene gng3, whose product is annotated as guanine nucleotide binding protein (G protein), gamma 3. Gene Ontology annotation, biological process: G protein-coupled receptor signaling pathway. Lineage: Eukaryota; Metazoa; Chordata; Actinopteri; Siluriformes; Ictaluridae. The record is from RefSeq and is a predicted model, not a curated record. Bases 254 to 481 code for a protein of 75 amino acids. The transcript is spliced from 3 exons. Gene Ontology annotation, cellular component: heterotrimeric G-protein complex. Gene Ontology annotation, molecular function: G-protein beta-subunit binding.
AGAAUAGUAAAGCCCCCCAGGCUCUUCCUGGCUUGUUCCACUCACUGCAGAGGGGCGUUUUUAAUGCAUCCAUCAGGAGCCUGGUGCUCAGUGUAUCAGAAUUGCAGUGCACUGGACUGGACAGAACCGGGAAGCAUCCAUACUGUCAGUGAGGGUGGGGUCCGGCUGCACUGAGAGACAAAACACACACAGAGGGGAAAAGGAUUAAGGAGAGAAGAGGAGGGCGAGCACCAGAAGAGGAACACAACAAGGGAUGAAAGGAGACACCCCUGUGAACAGCACCAUGAGUGUCGGUCAGGCCAGGAAGCUGGUGGAACAGCUGAAAAUCGAAGCCAGUUUCUGUCGGAUCAAGGUAUCGAAAGCAGCCGCAGACUUGAUGGCUUACUGCGAUGCCCACGCCUGCGAGGACCCCCUGAUCACACCUGUGCCCACCUCAGAGAACCCCUUCAGGGAGAAAAAGUUCUUCUGUGCUCUCCUCUGAGCAUGAAAUCAGCAAGAAUCGAAUUAGCCUCAUUUAGAUGAUUGAUUUGUGUAUGCUCAUAUCACACACACACACACAUACACACACACACACACACACACAACACCAAAAAAUGUGAGUUUUAAAUUUCUGGUUUUGGAAUUUGAUCAUUUGACUGUGGACAAGGCUAAACAUCCAUAACGUGUGAGGACAUUUUGUGCUACGCUGUUUUUCGUGUUCUAUGGGAGACACUAAGUCUCAAUUUUAUUAGGCAGGUGUGCAUUAAAUAGAAAUUAAUGACACAAAUAUAACUAUACUAAAUUGUGUUUACGGUGAACACACACACACACACACAUAUGCUACACGCACAUAUGCAAGCACAUGAUUUUUCUAACAAAUGAAAAUGAAAAUGAAGUUUUGCGGUUGGUUGUUUUAUUAUUUAAACUUUUUCAAUUACUACACGUUUAAGUAACAUGUAUAUUGCUUUUAUCCCCCACACGGUAUACAGUCAUGAUUUCUAAAUUCUGUAUGUUUUGGGUUUUUUAAGCUUCUUUUUAAGUGGCUCUGUAUGUGUGUAGAUUUUGAUAAAAAGGUACGAGAGCUUAAUUUUUUUUGGAAUUGGCCAGGAUGCAUCAAUCUACACUAUAAUUAUCCUUAAAAAUCAUCUGAAACAUAUGCUAAAGGGUUUUCAAAAUGGAAAUAGCUAUCAGCGAUCUCACACGCAGGACAGAUUCGGAAUAGGAGAAGACUGUUAGAUAAAAAAGUUCACUUGUUUAAGAGCCCAAGCAACUGUAAACCAAAACAAAAACAGAAAAACAACUUGUGACCCAAUCUGGGGUUUUAAAAGAAUACUGCAGACAAUUCAAUGAAAAAUAAAAAUAUCACCAAGACAG